Molecule: messenger RNA, 2406 nt
Organism: Drosophila mauritiana
Lineage: Eukaryota; Metazoa; Arthropoda; Insecta; Diptera; Drosophilidae
Product: homeotic protein ultrabithorax
Exons: 4
Coding region: 266-1435 (389 amino acids)
Biological process (GO): anterior/posterior pattern specification; negative regulation of transcription by RNA polymerase II
Cellular component (GO): nucleus
Molecular function (GO): DNA-binding transcription factor activity, RNA polymerase II-specific; RNA polymerase II cis-regulatory region sequence-specific DNA binding
Source: RefSeq, a predicted model, not a curated record
AUAUUUAACUAUAAAAAACAAAACUUAAUCAACAAAGACUUGGAGUGAAAAUAAAAAAUAAAUCUUAAAAAGAGUUUAACAAAAUUUGUUUAAGUCCAAAGAAGGCAAAGGAACAUCACAAACACACAUCAGGAAACACUCAAAUAAAAUUCGCCAAAAAUCGCAGAUCGCUGGAAACCAAUUCGUGUGAAAUCGGUCAAGCCCCCAACGACUUUUAGCCCGUCUCAGACGGAGCACCGCCAAGAUUCUCACCGCCAGCAGCGCAAUGAACUCGUACUUUGAGCAGGCCUCCGGCUUUUAUGGCCAUCCGCACCAGGCCACCGGAAUGGCGAUGGGCAGCGGUGGCCACCACGACCAGACGGCCAGUGCAGCGGCGGCCGCGUACAGGGGAUUCCCCCUCUCGCUCGGCAUGAGUCCCUAUGCCAACCACCAUCUGCAACGCACCACCCAGGACUCGCCCUACGAUGCCAGCAUCACGGCCGCCUGCAACAAGAUAUACGGCGAUGGAGCCGGAGCCUACAAACAGGACUGCCUGAAUAUCAAGGCGGAUGCGGUGAAUGGCUACAAGGACAUUUGGAACACGGGCGGCUCGAAUGGCGGCGGGGGUGGCGGCGGAGGCGGUGGUGGCGGCGGAGCGGGCGGAACAGGUGGAGCCGGCAACGCCAAUGGCGGUAAUGCGGCCAAUGCAAACGGACAGAACAAUCCGGCGGGCGGCAUGCCCGUUAGACCCUCCGCCUGCACCCCAGAUUCCCGAGUGGGCGGCUACUUGGACACGUCGGGCGGCAGUCCCGUUAGCCAUCGUGGCGGCAGUGCCGGCGGUAAUGUGAGUGUCAGCGGCGGCAACGGCAACGCCGGGGGCGUACAGAGCGGCGUGGGCGUGGCCGGAGCGGGCACAGCCUGGAAUGCCAAUUGCACCAUCUCGGGCGCCGCUGCCCAAACGGCGGCCGCCAGCAGUUUACACCAGGCCAGCAAUCACACUUUCUACCCCUGGAUGGCUAUCGCAGGUGAGUGUCCUGAAGAUCCGACCAAAAGUAAGAUAAGAUCUGAUUUAACACAAUACGGCGGCAUAUCAACAGACAUGGGUAAGAGAUACUCAGAAUCUCUUGCGGGCUCACUUCUACCAGACUGGCUAGGUACAAAUGGUCUGCGAAGACGCGGCCGACAGACAUACACCCGCUACCAGACGCUCGAGCUGGAGAAGGAGUUCCACACGAAUCACUAUCUGACCCGCAGACGGAGAAUCGAGAUGGCGCACGCGCUGUGCCUGACGGAGCGGCAGAUCAAGAUCUGGUUCCAGAACCGGCGGAUGAAGCUGAAGAAGGAGAUCCAGGCGAUCAAGGAGCUGAACGAGCAGGAGAAGCAGGCGCAGGCCCAGAAGGCGGCGGCGGCAGCGGCUGCGGCGGCGGCGGUCCAAGGAGGACACUUAGAUCAGUAGAUCCUUAGAUCCGUAGAUCCUUAGAUCCGUAGGGUGUAUGUGGGUGCUGACGCGGAGACAGAUACAAAGCAACUAUAUUGUAACAAAUGAACUAUUUACUUAAAUGAAUAAUAUUUAAAUAUUUUGAUGGUACUUGUGCGAAUACGAAACUUAACCUAAAUCGAACCUAAUGGAAUUAUUUCAAGCGUUUGAGCAGCAACCGAAAAUACGUAAAUGAAACAAAACUACAAACUAAUUAACUAGGCUAAGUAAAUAAAAAGUAGUGGAAAGAGCGCAGAUUAUAAACCUACUUAGAAUUAAAUGAGCAUGACAAACAAUUUUAAUUUAGUUCCAAACGAAAUAAUUCAAGAGGAUUCUCUCGAAAUGGAAACCUCUGUCCUGCCCCUUUGUUGCUUACUGCUAUGUUUAAAUUAAUUUCGCGAAAAAUACUCAAAAAUUGAAACACAAAGAGAAGAAAAAAACGAGAGUAUACCAUUAUAAUGUUGAAUGCGAGCAAAAUUCUGUUGAUAUGAAUUUUUGGUAAAAACAUGUUCUAAACCAAUUUAAGAUACGUAACGAAGGAUACAAAAACAAAAUGAAAACUAUUAAACUUUAACUUAAAUAUAAAUAGAAUUUGUUAGCCAAGUAAACAUAUUACGACACGAAGAACAAACGUUUUCGGGAGUAUCGAAUAUUUGAAUGUGUAUAGUUUGUGCUUAUUAAAUAAAAUAAUGCAAUUUUAGUUAACUCUGUUUAUUUGUAAACGAAUUUGUUUAGUUCUCGCCCAAACGACUAGAGUGAAGCUGUUUCUUUAAGUAAUGUGUAGUGUGUUUACCUUUUAAAUUAAAUUAAUGCCUAAUUUUAUUAUUAUUAUGUUUAGUUUAAUGACAAGCGUUUAUGAGAUUAUCCGACAGAAGCGGCGAGAUGAGGAGUGCGACAAACCGUUUGCCCCGGCAAACGCAAAUAAAUUAUUGGUUUUGAAAAAAUCUAAA